Molecule: messenger RNA, 2870 nt
Organism: Schizosaccharomyces japonicus yFS275
Lineage: Eukaryota; Fungi; Ascomycota; Schizosaccharomycetes; Schizosaccharomycetales; Schizosaccharomycetaceae
Product: transcription factor Thi1
Exons: 1
Coding region: 426-2717 (763 amino acids)
Biological process (GO): positive regulation of DNA-templated transcription; DNA-templated transcription; positive regulation of transcription by RNA polymerase II
Cellular component (GO): nucleus
Molecular function (GO): DNA-binding transcription factor activity, RNA polymerase II-specific; DNA binding; DNA-binding transcription activator activity, RNA polymerase II-specific
Source: RefSeq, a predicted model, not a curated record
UAGAGGUACAAGGGGUACGAAAUGAAUGGGAUAUAUUUGGUCGAAACAUAGGGAUCAUUUAUGGGUGGUAAGGGUGUUGACUGUGAAUUUAAGGAGCGUGGUGCCAAUGCUCGUUCUGUAUAUCUUCCUCUUUCUGUUUACUAGACGCGCUUUUCUCCAUACUAACUCAGUGUAAUUGAUCCGUCUAAAAUAUUCCUGUUUUUUCUUUCUUUUCAAUGUGUCUUUUAUUGUGUUCGGUUUCAGCUUUCUGACCGCUAGGGCUCGUGUUCCCGAACUGAUUGUUUGCCUUCGUGUCCAUGACCUGAAACCACCCUCUUCUCUUCAAAUUCUAAAUUCAACAGGAAAGUGUUGCAGCAAAGCGUUAAGUGCUCCUGUUACCUAUUACGAAUGUGUAACCCAUAAUUUUGGAAAGCUUUAACCUAAAAAUGGACGAAGAUUUGAGUUUUAUGGGCAUAACUUUGCACUUGGAUGAAAAGGCGACAGAACGGAAGAAAAAACGUCGCGUGCCCUCAGAUCAACGUCGCAGGGUCUUUAGAGCAUGUAAACAUUGUCGUUUAAAAAAGAUUCGAUGCGAUGGACAACAACCAUGUUCAGCGUGUCGUAUGAGCGAUUGCAGCUCACAAUGUGUGUACGUUCAAAAAUCACACAGAGAACUCCCUUCCAAAGAGUACUUGGAAGAGCUUUCUGAGCGACAAUUGUGUUUGGAGUAUAUCAUUACGUGUUUAUGUCCUGGCUUUAACUUGGAAACAAAAAAUCUUGUUGCAUUGAGCAAACAAUUGUCGCAGAAAAAAAAAUACAGCAAUUCCGUUGCCCCGGAACAGAACGAUGGAAGUGGAGGAGAGAUCGAAAAGCUAAAAUUGGGCCUUCGGGACAGUCAAGAUUUUGCUAAAACGUCUUCGAAUAUAUCUUCACCUGGAACCCACGUUCUGGAAGCACAGGACCAAACUGUUGUUGGGAGACUAGAGGAGUCAUUGUAUUUGGGAAAAAGUACAAUUGAAUCCUACUUGGAUUCCGUUCAAGCUCAGUUGGGUUUAGACACGUUUUCCUCUGCACUCAAGUAUCCUCAGGAAACUGACUUGCUUGCUGUUCCGAAUGAAACAGAACAGCAAUUACUCAUGCACGCACGGAGUCUUAUCCCCUCCAAAGUUGUUGUGGACUUUCUUGUUGACUCAUUUUUCACACAUGUACAGACACACUUAUUUUUGUAUCAUGCUUCUUAUUUCAAAGUACGUCUCAAGGUUUUCAUGUCUAUGGAAUCCAAUAACGACAGCGGCUUUCUUUGCAUUUUGUUGCUCGUUUUGGCCCUUGGUAAUCAGUAUGCCGCGGAACGACAGGGCGAUGUCCCAUCGAGCACUAAUCAAAUGAUAAACAUUGGUAACAAGCUCUUCCAAACUGCCUUGUGUAUAUUUCCGUUGGUACUGCAGCAAAGUAAUGUAAGCACUGUGCAAUCCGCUGUGCUCAUUGGAUUUUAUUUGCAACCCACGUUGCAUCAAAAGAGUUGCUAUACUUAUUUCGGUUUAGCAAUUAAAUGUGCGAUUUCUAUGGGAUUGCACAAGAACUGUUCUGACCAGGGCUUAAGCACAAGUUCUCAAGAACUUCGUAAUCGCUUAUGGUGGUCAGUGUAUUCCAUAGACCGGUUCAUUGCCGUUACAACUGGCCGACCUUGCUCGAUCCCUGACAGUGAAAUAAGUGUACCUUAUCCCCAAAUGUUGGCUGAGCUUGAGGUACCCGGGAAACCAACUAUGAUUCCAAAAAUGCAUGCAAUGAUAGAUAUCGCUAAACUGUGCAAGCAAAUUCAAGAAUGCAUUUACAAUCAAAACCAUGCCUCCUUUUCGAAUCAAUUGGAUGCUAUUCGAAAAUGUUUUACCAGUCUUGAAUUGUGGAAGCGCAACCAAAAAGUUCUAACAUCAUUUGAUGAAAGCUACUAUGAGCAACCUAAUUUUCGGGAAAGUGCACAAUUGCAAAUGGUUUACGAGAAUGCUGUUUUGCUGACUGUUCGGCCGCUUACACUUUACAAAAUAAAGGGGGUUGAAUUGUCUCCCGAAUGCAUGCAGUAUGUGGACUUAUGCAAGAAAAGUGCGAUGAACAUCGUACGCCUCGCCCAUAUAUUAAUGGGCAAAGACUGCUUAUCGAGUUACUCAUUUCUUGAUUAUCACUUGCCUUUCGCAAGCGGUGUUGUUCUUUUGCUCUUUAGAAGCCUUGAACCUAACGAUUCGAUGAAUGAUGCUCUUAGUAGCCUUUGGGACGUACUUGAAUUUUUGGCCAAAAGAAAUGAGACGUCUCGUAGCAAUCUGAAGGUUUUGAAGACUCUCGAGGAGCAACUUAAGUUGACCGUGACUUACCAAGAGAAAAACAUGGCGGACGCCAUUUUUAAUGGAUAUCAGAAUUGGCAAUCUUGGCUUGGAUCGUUGGACGAUGCUAAUCUCUAUUCUCCGAUCAGUAUGCAACCUCAAUGGCAAGGAGACUUGCUGCCAAAUUCAGUCACCAUGCCAGACACCAUCGCACCAACUCUAGUUGAUGAAUCAACGGCAAGUUCUUACUUCAAACCAGAAAUACCAAAUGUUCAACAACCCCAACCGCCUAUGCCGUUGGAGGUAGCACCAUCAUUGAGUUUACCUGUGACGGUAGAACCACAGUAUCAAAUGCCGCCAUUUAUGAGCUGGACCGAGUUGGUUCAAGGUAUUCAGGAGAAUUCACCAGCGAACUCCUCAAAUUAAUUAUGAUGUUUCUUUCUUUCUCUCGUCUUCGUUCAACAAGUUUUCUAUUAGAGUAGUUACUCAAACUAUUUCUAUUUUUUGUACAGUUAUUCAGUGUUUAAUAGAUUUUUCGAAUCCACUGUUACUUUGUUAGUAAAUGUUUUAAGAAUUGUG